ACUCGUUGCUCACAGACUGUGGAGGAAAGGGCAUCUUACACACAUAUAUACACACACACACACGCGCGCGCGCACACACAUAAGUAACACAUUUCUUGCAGCUCCUUCCUGCCCUAAAAUAUAUAAUGAAUUCAGCACCUUGCAGGGAAUGCACUCUGACUUAAGGCAAUGUCUAGAUGUCUUAAGGAUUUCUGUGGGGGUUAGGGAGACCCAAGUUUGCCAACAUGCGUAACGGGACGCUGACGCGUAAGCGGCGCUCUUAUGGAAUAUAGCUUGCUGUUUUGUCAGACCUCCUGCGCUGUUUCUUUUCACCUGGGAAAAAGUAGACUUUUGGUUGCGUGCAUCAUGCUGACACUUUGGGCGUACAUGCUUUACUGCUGCGUUGGUUAUUGCGCUUCCGUGCCGAGAUUCGCGGUGGACUCGGUUGGGAUGAGGACGAACCCGGAGACUGCUGUGGACUCUUUUAUCAACUCGGGAAGGGACGUUUACGCCAUAGCACACUCAAGGGACUUGUUAAACAACGAAAACGAGCUGGACAGCAGAGCAGAUGAGUGGGAUGAAAGCAAGGCUGAGCUGAGGGUUGUGGAAGAGGGGACAGCAGCGGCGACAGGUGCCUACAAUGGAACGGAGACGAAGAAACUGCCUCAGGCCAUCAUCAUCGGGGUGAAAAAGGGCGGCACGCGCGCGCUGCUCGAGUUCCUGCGCGUGCACCCUGACAUCAGGGCUGUGGGCGCAGAGCCACAUUUCUUUGACCGGAACUAUGAUAAAGGACUUGAGUGGUACAGAGAGCUGAUGCCUAAGACUAUAGGGGGCCAAAUCACCAUGGAAAAGACCCCCAGCUACUUUGUGACCAAGGAGGUCCCAGGCCGCAUCUACGCCAUGUCGAAGGACACUAAGCUGAUUGUGGUUGUGCGGGACCCAGUUACGCGAGCCAUCUCAGACUACACUCAAACGCGUUCCAAGAAACCCGACAUACCCUCCUUUGAGAGCCUGACUUUCAAGAAUGCAACAACAGGCGUGAUUGAUGCCACAUGGAGUGCCUUGCAGAUCGGUAUGUACGCCCGGCACCUGAAGCGCUGGCUGCAGUUCUUCCCACUCAGUCAGAUCCUGUUUGUGAGUGGUGAGCGACUAAUCACCGACCCAGCUGGUGAGAUGGCACGUGUGCAGGACUUCCUGCACUUGAGGAGAUUGGUCACUGAGAAACACUUCCACUUUAAUCCAGCCAAGGGCUUCCCAUGCCUGAAGAAGCCAUCAAGCAACAGCAAGCCCCACUGCCUAGGCAAAACCAAAGGACGCACCCAUCCAAACAUCCACCCUACUGUAGUGCGUCAACUGCAAGACUUUUACAAGCCAUUUAAUAAAAAAUUUUACCUCAUGACUGGGCAGGAUUUUGGUUGGGAUUGACAAAAAAACACUUUGUAAAAGAUUUUAUUUGUGUAAAAAAAGAAGUCUAUUUUAUGAUAAUUUAUUUCAGUCAUUCCAUUUUUAUGGAAAUUGGUGAGCUUAUUAUUUAAUAGGUUUGAGUAAUUGCAUUACCAAAUUGGGAACUUUGUAGUGAAUGACCAAUAGGAAUUCAAAUGAGGAGAAGCAUCCCCAAAAGGAAGACAAAAGCACAAUGAAAUUAGUAACGGGUAAACAGUGAACCAGUCUUGUGCAGAGAAAAUGUUCUUUUCCUUCAAUCCAUCCAUCAAGCAAUAGCAUCUCUUUCAGUGUCCAUACAAUUCUUAUCCUUAGAAGUCAUGCAUUCCAGACCCUAAUCAAAUUUUUCCAGGAGACCAUAAUGGUCCCAGAAUUCUUUCUCAUCAUUUGAUUAAUCUCACAGAAUGGGUCUUUUAGGUUGGGUACCAGCUGAUCCACUACUAGUUCAGGUUGAUCAAUACACUAAAUGAUAACACCAAUUAUGAUGAUAAAAUACAACAGACCAAAGCUCUAGCAAAAAAAAAACAGUCACUCAUUAUGUUGAUUAAACCCUGGAAGGAUUUCAUAGCACAACAGUGCUUAAUGUGCUUAUGGAAUAUAAUUUUUAUAAUUAUAUUUUUAUAAGUGAACAAUUUUACCUGAUGUCUGGGAAAUAUUGAGAAUUUAAAGUAGGUCUAAUGUUGCCAAAAUGUGCGACCCCUUUGACUAGGGAGUAAACAAACGUCUCCAUACCAUAAUCAAGUAUUUCUUACUUAGGAGGAGAGGUUAUAAUGUCAUGUCCUUGGUAUUUUUUUGGAGAACACGAUAGGGAGGACGAAUACUCCCAAAUUCUUUGGCUGAGCAGAGCAAGACCAUCAGACCUAUUUGGAUGACCUCAGAAAUGGACUCUGGAACUAAACAAAAUAAAUAAAUAAACUGAAAUGCUGAUUAAGCCAUGUUUGUCCCUCACAUAAAUGGAUUGAUUCAAGGCGAUCAGAGGACAUGGUUUAAAUUCUCUGGGGAAAAAAUGUGUCAUUGAUCUUGCUAUUUCAUAACACAAUGUAUUUUCAGUAGAUUAUGUUAACAGAGAAACUUGAAGAUAUACAGCAUCAAAAGGAAUUGGUCAGUUUAAGCCAUAAGUUAUAUAUUCAGGCACAGCAAAAAAAAAGAAAAAAAAAGGAAAAACGUUUCUUUGGACAAAUAUUUUCUGAAACAUUCAUGUAUAGUUGGUUGAGUUUUAUUCAACCCUAAUAAAGAUCUUACAUUUACACUUCUUAUGGCUUUCCAGAGUAGGCUGUUCAAAUCGAAUACUCUACUCAUUGUGGUAUUGAAAUGUUUUUUUUUUUUCAUCUUUAACCUAAAGUUCUGUCAAGAGAUUGAGACCAUGAAUACUUUACGCUACAGUAUUCCUCUGCAAUGAUAAAAUAAAUCUAUUUUACCAAAAUUCUUUAUCGCUUGCUUUCUUUCCUGCCAUUAACAGCCAGGAUACUCUGGCAAGAAGGAGACGGUUCUGUCCUGUGUUAUAGUUUUAUAGUAUAUAUAGUUUUGGACUGAAGUGAAUGUAUUCCUCUGGCAUGACUCUGCUGUUGAGAAUGGGCUCCUGUGAGGUUGCCACUGAGCUCUACAGUCCCCACUACAGUGGGGUUCCUUCAUGUGUUCCAUUAAGUCAUUCAGCUAAUGAGCAUAAGUACUACACAUUUGCAUUUAUGUUACCACUAAAGUCCACUGAGCUGUGUACAUUAUGGAACCAGUGUAGUCAAGUUUCAUGUUAGGGGAAAUGUUGUAGAGGGUGAGCUGCUUCCCGCUGCAGCAGUUUCUUCCAGCUAAUUGAUUCAGUUUAUCACAAGACAGUUUUGUGAUCUAACUGUUUUACUUCGGCUCAAGACUACAGUUGUCAGAGUGGACAUAACGUUCAGAUGGCCUGUGUGUGUGUGUGUGUCUGUGUGUGUGUGUGUGCACUGUGGAUGCACCAGCCUUGCUUGGUUUCACCAGUGGGGUUAUUAUAUUUGCAAAUGACUGCACAUUUCACAUCUGAAACAAGAUCCUCUAAUACACCACUAAAAUCAUUUUGCUCUUUAUAUGCAGAAAACCAUUAUUAUUUUUCUUUAUUUGCAUCUCAUUUACUAGUAUACAGACUGCAAAAAGAGCAGACCUGCUCCUGAAAGCCCUAUCCUUGAUUAGAGCGAGACAGUGGAAUAGUGUACAUGUUUGUGCAUGUGUUACAUCUGCAGACUUCACAGACUCAGAAUACAAACAUGGCCCAGAGGACUCACCUUCCCAGAAGCCACCAGCACUUCCUCGUUCCUGGUCGCCAUCCUUCUGCUUGUAUUCAUCUCUGUUUAAUUGGUAUGUUUUGAUUAGCACUGUUUUAAAGUGCCUUUGUUUUAGUUUGUGUUUGUACGUAUCCCUAAAAGUAUAUGUGCAUUUCUCUGCUUUCCGUGACGUUGCCCGCUUUUUGACCUUUUUUACAUUGACCAAACUGCACCUGUUUUCAUCCUGUGUUUGCCUGAUGUUAUUUUGGAUUGUUCACUGUAACUGUUCCUAAUUUUGUGAUUUGUUCCUAUUAAACUGACCUGCACUUCCA
Molecule: messenger RNA, 3982 nt
Organism: Hemibagrus wyckioides
Lineage: Eukaryota; Metazoa; Chordata; Actinopteri; Siluriformes; Bagridae
Gene: hs3st3b1a
Product: heparan sulfate (glucosamine) 3-O-sulfotransferase 3B1a
Exons: 2
Coding region: 262-1404 (380 amino acids)
Molecular function (GO): [heparan sulfate]-glucosamine 3-sulfotransferase activity
Source: RefSeq, a predicted model, not a curated record